Molecule: messenger RNA, 11221 nt
Organism: Zalophus californianus (California sea lion)
Lineage: Eukaryota; Metazoa; Chordata; Mammalia; Carnivora; Otariidae
Gene: OTUD7A
Product: OTU deubiquitinase 7A
Exons: 14
Coding region: 415-3240 (941 amino acids)
Biological process (GO): protein K48-linked deubiquitination; protein deubiquitination involved in ubiquitin-dependent protein catabolic process; protein K63-linked deubiquitination
Cellular component (GO): cytoplasm; nucleus
Molecular function (GO): cysteine-type deubiquitinase activity; zinc ion binding; DNA binding
Source: RefSeq, a predicted model, not a curated record
GCAGAGCGCGGGAGGAGGCGGGGGAGGAGAGGCCCCCGGGACCGUGAGCGGCAGCUGGGGAGGGGGCCGCGGAGCCGGAGCGCGAGCAAAACAGCUGAUCUGAUUUUCCUUUAAAGCGAGAGAAAAUGGAAGUCGGGUAGCGGCGACUGCGGCGCUGCAGGCUGGCGGAGCGGAGCGGCGCGGCAGAGUUCUCAGGGGCUGCAGUCUCACACCAUCUACGGGGGCAACAAUGGGCCAUUUCCAGCAGGGACGGCGCAGUGUUGCCCUGGAUGCCUGACUACCACACACCUCCAGAGAAUCACGGUGUCUGAAAAGGAGAAGAGUGAUAAAAGAAGAACCCUCCCAGUCGAGGCUCUGGUCCACGGACAGAAGGAAGAAGGCAAUCUCCUAAUUGGUACCAUAUACAUCAGAUGGAUGGUUUCUAGCCUGCUUCCAAACCCCACCUCGGCUGAGUGUUGGGCAGCCCUUCUACAUGAUCCUAUGACUCUUGAUAUGGACGCAGUCCUGUCAGACUUUGUUCGGUCCACGGGGGCAGAACCUGGUCUGGCCAGAGACCUGCUGGAAGGCAAAAACUGGGACCUGACUGCCGCUCUGAGUGACUAUGAGCAGCUCCGACAAGUGCACACAGCCAACCUGCCGCAUGUGUUCAACGAGGGCAGGUGCCCCAAGCAGCCAGAGAGAGAGCCGCCCCAAACCGGCCACAAGGUGGAGCGGCCCUGCCUGCAGAGACAGGACGACAUUGCCCAAGCAGAAAAGCGACUCUCCCGGGGGAUUUCCCACGCCAGCUCGGCAAUCGUCUCCCUGGCCCGGUCCCACGUGGCGAGUGAGUGCAACAAUGAGCAGUUCCCCCUGGAGAUGCCCAUCUACACAUUCCAGCUGCCAGAUUUGAGCGUGUACAGCGAAGACUUCAGGAGCUUCAUCGAACGGGACUUGAUUGAGCAGGCGACCAUGGUGGCUUUGGAGCAGGCAGGUCGCCUGAACUGGUGGUCCACUGUGUGCACGAGCUGUAAACGGCUUCUUCCUUUGGCCACUACAGGGGACGGGAACUGCCUUUUACACGCAGCCUCUCUGGGAAUGUGGGGGUUUCACGACCGGGACCUGGUGUUGCGGAAAGCUCUCUAUACAAUGAUGAGGACAGGAGCGGAAAGAGAAGCCCUAAAGCGGAGGUGGAGGUGGCAGCAGACGCAGCAGAACAAGGAGUCAGGGCUGCUGUACACCGAGGAGGAAUGGGAGCGGGAGUGGACGGAGCUGCUGAAAUUGGCGUCCAGCGAGCCACGCACGCACUUCAGCAAGAACGGUGGCACAGGCGGGGGUGUGGACAACUCUGAGGACCCCGUGUACGAGAGUCUAGAGGAGUUCCAUGUGUUUGUCCUCGCCCAUAUAUUAAGAAGACCAAUAGUUGUCGUAGCAGAUACAAUGCUGAGGGACUCAGGUGGAGAAGCAUUUGCUCCAAUCCCAUUCGGAGGGAUUUACCUGCCCCUGGAGGUGCCUCCCAACAGAUGCCACUGCUCUCCUCUGGUUCUUGCCUACGAUCAAGCGCAUUUCUCUGCCCUUGUGUCCAUGGAGCAGAGAGAUCAACAAAGAGAACAAGCCGUGAUCCCCCUGACGGAUUCGGAGCACAAGCUGCUGCCUCUGCACUUUGCAGUGGACCCCGGGAAGGACUGGGAGUGGGGGAAAGACGACAACGAUAACGCCCGGCUGGCCCACCUGAUCCUGUCGCUCGAAGCCAAGCUGAACCUUCUGCACAGCUACAUGAAUGUGACGUGGAUCCGGAUCCCCUCCGAGACCCGGGCCCCUCUGGCACAACCGGAAUCCCCAACAGCCUCAGUGGGGGAGGACGUGCAAUCCCUGGCCGACUCCCUGGACUCGGACCGGGACUCGGUGUGCAGCAAUUCCAACAGCAAUAAUGGCAAGAACGGCAAGGACAAGGAGAAGGAGAAGCAGCGCAAGGAGAAGGACAAGACCCGCGCGGACUCUGUGGCCAACAAGCUGGGCAGCUUCAGCAAGACGCUGGGCAUCAAGCUAAAGAAAAACAUGGGCGGCCUGGGCGGCCUGGUGCACGGCAAGAUGGGCCGUGCUAACUCCGCCAACGGCAAGAACGGCGACGCACCCGAGCGCGGCAAGGAGAAGAAGACCAAGUCGCGCAAGGGCAGCAAGGAAGAGUCGGGCGCGUCAGCGAGCACGUCGCCGUCGGAGAAGACCACGCCGUCGCCCACGGACAAGGCGGCCGGGGCGUCGCCGGCCGAAAAGGGCGGCGGGCCGCGGGGCGACGCCUGGAAGUACAGCACGGACGUGAAGCUGAGCCUCAACAUCCUGCGCGCCGCCAUGCAGGGCGAGCGCAAGUUCAUCUUCGCCGGCCUGCUGCUCACCAGCCACCGGCACCAGUUCCACGAGGAGAUGAUAGGCUACUACCUGACCAGCGCGCAGGAGCGCUUCAGCGCCGAGCAGGAGCAGCGGCGCCGCGACGCCGCCGCGGCCGCCGCCGCCUCCACGGCCAAGCGGCCGCCGCGCAGGCCAGAGACCGAGGGCGCGCCGGGCGCCGAGCGCGCCUCGCCGGGCCCGCCGGCCGGGCCGCCCACGCAGCUGGUGCUCAAGCUCAAGGAGCGCCCGAGCCCCGGGCCGGCGGCGGGCACGCGGGCGGCGCGGGCGGCGGCGGCGGCGGGCGGCGCGGCUUCCCCGGGCGGCGGCGGCGGCGGUGGGGGCGCGCGGCGCGCGGGCGCCAGCGGACCGCUCCCCGGCCGCAGCCCGCCGGCGCCAGCGCGCCAGAGCGUCAUCCACGUGCAGGCCGCGGGCGCGCGGGACGACGCGUGCGCGCCGGCCGUGGGCGCGCUGCGGCCGUGCGCCACGUACCCGCAGCAGAACCGCUCGCUGUCGUCGCAGAGCUACAGCCCGGCGCGCGCCGCCGCCCUACGCACCGUCAACACGGUCGAGUCGCUGGCGCGCGCCGUCCCCGCCGCCCUACCCGGCGCGGCGGGGGCCGCGGGCCCCGCCGAGCACAAGUCGCAGACCUACACCAACGGCUUCGGCGCCGCGCGCGACGGCCUGGAGUUCGCCGACGCCGACGCGCCGGCCGCCCGCUCGAACGGUGAGUGCGGCCGCGGCGGCCCGGGGCUGGCGCAGCGGCGCUGCCAGCGCGAGAACUGCGCGUUCUACGGGCGCGCCGAGACCGAGCACUACUGCUCGUACUGCUACCGCGAGGAGCUGCGGCGGCGGCGCGAGGCGCGCGGGGCCCGGCCCUGAGUGCGCCGCGCGCGCCAGCUUUUACCAUAAAGGAUUUCUUUUCCAUUCUGUCGGUGUCUUUUUUACAUUCCCUGGUCAACCGGAAGGCCGGCGACUCCUCUGUCAGUGCUGUGUACGUGUUUGGUCAAACGUUCCUAAUGGUGCCUGAACCUACACUGACGCCACUCAGGUAGUAGACGGAUAGGAAACAAGUCAUACUGUUGGAAGUGGGUGUGCUAGCUAGCAUCUGCCUCGUACCUGUGGAAACUCAAUAGCCAUUGCAAGAGUAUUUUUGUUCCUCAAUAAGAGAAAUAAAGAAAUUUGCAGCCCUUUGUUUUUAGAAGGGAGUGUUUUACCUUUUUUUUUUUUUUUUUUUUGCCUUUUUUUCUCGGCCCCCCGCCCCCAACCCAGCGACUGACCUCUUCCUCGUUAGCGGUCACACGCGUGCGGUCGGUACCACCCAGGGUUUAGAAGCAAACCCGCAGCCCGGGAGUGGGGCGGCGGCGGCGGCUUGCUGCGGGCACGCACCUGCUUCCCUUCCCGAGUCCCGGGAGGGCAGGAGGCACUGUGCCGCCCGCUGACUCGCUCUGGUGGCCGCGGUGGCCCUUUAGGAAUACACAGCUCCAUCUCAUAAGCAAAACCUCCUCCCACGCCCCACGACCCCCCGCUCCCCCCCUCCCCCCCGCUCAAGCAACAUUCACACUGUCGUCAAAGCCGCAGGGGUCCUAGGAUGGGCACCGGACAACCUACCUCGCAGGGCGCGCGGUGAGGUGUAGUGAUCGCUCCCAGUGCCGGGCAGCUCAGGUGACAGGAGCUUUCCAAAGACACCUUCGGUCCAAAAAGCAAGGUUCCGAACUCACUAUUUGGAAUUGCCCAUGUAUGAGCAAAGAUGACAGCCUGCUCACAUUUCUCCUUUGAAGACACUUUCACAGUGAACUAUCACCGGAGGACCCUAGGAAGUGAUCAUCGGUGCCCCAAGAGAGGCGAGGAAUUGACCCUUUGGUCAUUGUGUAAGCCCCCACGCUAGGCUACUUGGAAACCUGGCCUGUGCCUCUUUCCAAAGGGAAGAGGCUGAGGGAAGCUGGGAAGGAAGCCCAUCUCCACCUCCACCUGCAUCUGUCUGGGUUCAGCCAGGUAAAGGGGCGCCGCUCCCAUUGGGGUCCCCUCUGCAGGGCAGGGUAACCCUACCUGUGGCUCCAUAACACACUGAGGGGGCAGCCCCAACCCUGAGCGGUCCCUUUUUUCGUGCCUCCUACAUUUCUUGAGGAAAAAAAAAAUGUGUCCUUAGCUACCCUGUUUUGAGCAGCAAUAUGCAGCCUCUUCCUUCCAAGAUUACCUCUGGAGAACACCGUUCUUGGCCAAGGACGCUGAGGAGUUAAAUCUGCCUCGCUACGGAGAGAUCCUGUUUCCAAGAAAUAUGGAUAAGAUGGGUAAAAUCCUCACUAGCAAAAGAAUACUUUUAAAACCUGCGAGAGCCUUAGAAUAGCUUCUAAUAAUCCUAAGAAAGAGAAGAGAUAGCGCCCAGCUUUGCUGUGGGUGUAUCCUCAGAAAAUGCAGGAGGUAGACCAUCUCUUCAUUGGAGCCAGCUUCUCCUUCUCCAGAAAGGAUGUUUUUCCCUCUGACAUAAAAGGCAGCAAAAAAAAGAAAAAUAAAUUAAAAAACAAAAAAAGGGGGGACUUUUUUUUUUACUUGUUUGAAGAAUUAUAGUAAUUUGAGUAUCUCCUGUGAGUAAUUCUUUUGUUUUUAAUUAUUACACAGCACGUGGAGUUUUCAGUAAUUUAUUCAAGUUUUGCAUAAGUGGUUCCUUAAAUCAAAAUUAUUUAUUAAAUAGAAUCUUGGAGAAAUUUUUUGGAAGUUUUACUUUUCAUGCCAAACAAUACUUUCAAUGUGUGGUAAUUACUAACAUCCAUGUCCCUCAUAUUACUGGGGUUUCUUUUGUUACUCAGAAAAAAAAAGUUUUUUAAAAAUCUCUCAUCGAGAGGGUUUGUGGCAGCUUUUUGGACUGAUUCCUUGUGUCAUGCUGAGCAAUCGCUUUGCCAUCCAAAGCUGUGAGGUCACAGGAAGUAUUGCAUUACAUGUAGACACCGGCUAUGGCUCCCGCCCCACCCUUCCCUCUUAGAAGGUUGAGACAGCCAACCUUGAAAAUGCUUAAUUGUGCAUUCUGAAACCAAACCCAUGUACACAAGAAGUCAAGAAGGCAUAAAGUAAAUUUAUGGUGUUUUUUUUUAAUUUUUUAAUGUUAAAACAGCCAACCAGAAAUUUCCCAAGACUGGCUAUGCAAAUAUUUUAUCUUUCUCAUGCCAGGUUUAAAAAAAAAAAAAAGGUAGGAGGCGGGGGGGUGAGCUGAGAAUAAGCAUGGUCCAUUGUAAUACGGAGAACCUUCAAAACCAGGCAGUAUAAUCCGUAGGUAUUUUUUUUUUAAGGGUGACAUGUUCUAUCUCGUUGAAUUUCAAAGUCCCCUCCGCCCCACCCCACCGGGUAGAUGUGCCAUGAAUAAAAGCCUGAGAUCCAGCUACUGGCCACCAUGGUGGCUUCUCCAGGCAUGUGGAAGGCCCCCAACUUCAUAUGGUCACGAGGUGGCUCGGCAUGCCAGGGCGCCUGUGGGUGCUUGUCCACAUCGUUUACAAAUAGCUGUUUCCUUUUGUGAAAGAUAUGAAUCCCUUCCUCUAAAUGGUAUUGAAACAGUGAGAGAACCUACUGUUAUAUUAAACUUACUAGUCCAGUGUACCAGGAACGUUCCAUGUUGUUCAAAAGAGCUCGUUAGACCUGGUCCCUGGCCAGAGUUCUCUCAAACCAAAUUAGUUUGUCAGGCUGAACAGUAACUAUUAGAAACUGCUGUGUUGUUUACAUGUGGGCCAAGAGGUCCUCUAAUAUCCUUCUGUGACUUGGGGGCCUCUGGUGGAUCAGGGAAAGGUUAAGUGGCUUGUAGGCACUGGAGAAAAGGAAGAAAACCAGUCCGGAUUCUGGAAAGGCUGAGAGCCCCACCUGAGCAUACGUCCUGGACUAGGAGUACAUGGCAGACCCUCCCUGUGAGUGGCCUUCUUGUCUGAUCUGGCCAAACUUCCCUUUCCGGGAAGGUCAGAUGUCUCUAAGCGACUGCAAGUUUCCAGAGGGAUCCUAGAUACUUCUGAACCCCAGUGGAGGUUGUUUCAGUAAUUUACUUCACAUUUCCCGCACAUGCGCUACCUGGGUAUAUGAUUUUUUUUUAAAUAAUGUAUUGUUAAAGGAAGGUGUUUUUAAGUGUAUUCUGUUUGUAGAUUUUAUGCUAUGUUAUGUUGAAAUUUUACAAGCCAGGUUUAAACUGUACCAUAGAAAUUAUUUUUAUAUUAUUUUCAGAAUAUGCCACAGAGCAAUAUUUUGUGCCCUUAUAUUGUCACAGGGUUGUCCCCUUGGACGGGUAACUCUAGGGGGGAAGGGGCUCCACACUGUGGGCUCUUGGGUUUAAGUGCUUUUUGCUAUUUGCUCACAUCCCCUCUGAAAGUGGGAAUAUGUAAAUGUCUUUUCUUUUUUUAUUAGAAGCUUGAUAUUUUUGUUCUGUCCAUGGAUUUUGGUACUGCACCUUUCCUCUUAAAUGAAUACUUUAUACUCACCAAGUUACUGCAGACUUUCUCUUACCUGUUACCACCCAGUGGCUCAAGCGGAGUUCUGAAAAGUUUGGAUCUGUUACUUUAAAAAUUUAAUAUUUUCCAAAAUGAUUCAUUAGUUCUAGUAGCUUACCAUCAGGAAUUUGGUGACGUGAGAUAAAAGGUUUCUCCACACCCCCGAUGCACAUGGUUCUCACCCUCUCCCUUAGCAUCCACAAGCUUAUUUUGCAAACCACUCUACUUUGCAAAAAUAAAGUUAACCUAUCAAAAUAUAUUUCAUGUGAGUUAAGGAAAAAAAGGGCUGUACUUAUCAGUGGGGGGAAAUUUGUGCGAGGGGAAAAAAAGGCUUUGCCAAACCCAUGUGUGUGUUAAGUUCCAUUUCUGUGAGUCUUUCAUGUUUACUUACGAGACCUGGAGUAAAAGCUGAAGGCAUCUAUUGCACGUUUGGGGUUUCUUUCUUUAUGACACAAUUCCUUUCUCCUCACUGUGGUGUGGACUUAACAAAAUAAGUUCCUCCAGGGUUUUGUUUUGUUUUUUUUUUUUUUUAAUUUUUCCUUUUCUUUCUUUCAAUGCUUCUGACAAAUAAGACGACAAUGCGUUUCCAUGGCUGAGUGAGCCCUGCCUUGCCGGACUUCAGCCUCUGUGGCAUCACCCCCUGGGCUGCUGAGGCGGCCUCUGCUCUGGCUAGACUCUGGCUCUGCUGUCACCUGAGGGCAGACACACCGUGGAAAGGCCCAGAGGUGGCUGGCACUCCUGCCACCAGAAAGAAGGUACCCCCUUCCAAAAAGCCUUAAAGUGGUGGCUCUCUGGAGACCCCUGGGCACCACCUCCCCAUUCAGUCCUGACUAUAAACUGUUUUCUAUUCGCACUGCCCCCCCCGCCCCCAUUCUGGUGUGGCUCUCCAGGGCAGAAAGGGGGUGCUCAAUUUCAUCCCUUCAUCCACAGCCACCCCCACCCCCAUCCCCCAUAUCUACUCUGCAGUACUGGUUCUGCCCGCAUGGAGCGUGUUUCUGACAGCGCGGCCUGUUGACACAGGGUGGGUCCGGGAUAGUUGAUCCUAGAAAGACCUGCAGAGCAUGCAUGAUGGGGACCCCCCACUCCCCCUGAGGAGGCCCCCCCAGGCUGCAUGGAGCACUUCCAGGGUGCAGUGUUUUGGAAGAUUGGCACUUUGGGCUCCAAGUGGUGUUCAAAAUGGCCUGUUAGCAGUUAUGUAGUCAGCCCCAAAAGCAGUCCUUCUUGGACCACACCACCUCCAGUAGAGACGAGAGGGAGAUGCCCUGCAUGCACCCUCCGAAAUGCCCGGCAUGUGCAGGCUCUGCAGUAUGAAUAUGCUUUACUCCAAGGGGCUGACUUAACACAACACCCUAGGGACAGCACAGAAGCCCCUCUCACCAAACAGUCCUAGCGAUGUCACUGUUUCUAUUCAUUCUGCAAAGUCAUUUGUUGAAAUGUGCAUUUUUACUGUUCGAUUCUUGCAAAAGAAGGAGUUCCGCCAGCCUCAGUUGUGUAUAUACAGAAGGAUGCCCAUGGCUUAUGCUUUGUUAUUCACCCAACAGAGCAUCUUAGUACAUAAAUGUGUGUACAUACGUAUGUGUAUGUGUGUAUAUAUAUAUAUACAUACAUAUAUAUAACCAGUUCUUUACAAGGUGAGGAGUAUCAGUUGGUUUUAAGAGUAUAGGCUGAAUCUGCUCAAGACCAAAGCAACCCAUUAAUUAAAUGAGGACAAGUUAGUAAAACCGGCUGUUUGACAGUAUCUACAAACAGUGGAGGAUGACUUUCAAUGAAGAAACAGCCAAGUCCUUAGAAAGACCACUCCCACUCCAGUACUUCUCUGACCUUCUCCUCCUCCGUUGUUAGCCGCUCUGUCCCAGCAACAUGGGCCUGCCUCAGGGCCUUUGCACAUGCUUUUCCUCCUUGCACCUGGAAUGUUCUCCCCCCCCAAGCCACCUGCUUCCCCCUUCACUACCUGCCAGUCUUUGUUCCAAUGUCACUCUCAGGGAGGCCUUCCCUGACUUAUUUAAAAGGACAACACACACCCCCUCCCUGCCACCACCCUGUGCAUUGUUUGUGUGCUUAUUGCUAUUUGAGUGCUGCACAUAUGAAUUAUUCAUUCACUUUAUGUCCUUCCUCCAACCCCCAUAGAAUGUAAGCUCCAUGUGGGCAGGAAUUUUUGUACAUUUUGCUCACUGCUGUAUUCCUGGUGCCUACAACAGUGCCUGACACGUAUUAGGCACUGGAUCAAUAUUUGUUGAAGAAAAGAAAUGAAAUCAGUUAUUUGAUAACUAUUAAGCCUAAUAGUACCAGUUUCAACUUUUAUCAGAUCCAUAGUCCACUAUUGUCCCCAAGUAGGGAAAAUUUUAGCUGAUAAAGGAGCACUGGCUGCUUCUCCAGCCUGCGGUCCAUGAUGCCAGAUAUAACAGUGAGCACAUCAACCUGACUGUGGCAGGUUUCUUCCUGUCUCCGUGAAGGCCUGUCCGGUGGCCCUCCCCCACAGCUGUGAGACUCCACUGUUUACAGAAAGCUCUCUGGAACAAGCUGCAGCAGGGACAGUUUUCCUACAGGGCACAGGCCCACUGUGAUAGACCUCCGUGUUGUCGUUGUGGGCCUGGGCCAUUCUAGGGAGUCCCUUAUAACCAGCCCUUUGGACACCCACUGUUCCUCCACAGUGUCUCCCAGGAGACAGGCAUUCCUUCCUAUAACAAACUUAGGUGGCAGCGGAUGACCCAGGCCAGCGAAGGGAGUCAAUCUGACCACGAGAAGGACCCAUUCUCCUGUCACCAAAAGCAGGCGUGCAGAGGAAGAGGAACUUGUCACGCAAAAUAACAGGGGCAGCCAUGGGUAACUGGACUGACAAAGCUAGAAGCAGCAGGGGCAGAGAAUCAAGGCCCCUCUGAGCCUCUGCACCCCCCAUCAUUGGUGGGCGUGUGCUAGAGGGACAGAGCCUUGACACCACAGAGCCAAACAACAAACACACCCCCAGAGCAGGAGGCCCUCAAAUGCAGUCAGGCGACCUCACUCACCAGCAGGGGAGGGAUGGUUCCUCCUCUGAACUGCCCACCCCUGCAGGAUGAUUUUCACAACUACCUAACCUUGGUGUUUACUUCCAGGUCCUUUAGCCAAAUGUAUUUUCCUCUAAGUUAUAAAUACUGUUGGCAAAAUACUGUUAAAAGCUUCUUAUCGGACCCUUGUCCUACUGUAGCCUGGUUAAAAGGCUUUGUCAUUCUCUUUAACCUCCUUCCAUGGUUUUUGCUGUCAUUUCUCUGGGUGCCAUAUUUUAGGGUCCCUCAUGGUGCAGAUGUGAGGUCCCCUUCAUAAUACUCCCUCUGCGCCUGCCCAGCAGACAGGAAGUGGGCCCACACGUGUGUGUCCCUUUGCUUAAAUUGCCAAAUAAACAGCGUCCCUUUCAUUGCUGCCCUAACAAGUUUGGGGACGCACUCCUGCCAAUACUCAGAACACAGGCUUUCCCAGGGCUGCCUCCUUGGUCCACUCAAACUUUUCUCCGUGACAGGUGCCCUGUGGUCUGCCUAAGUUCUUCCUACACAUUCUUCCCACUUGCAUGGAAUGGAAUCCAAACACCUGAUUUGGAAUUACAAUUUGGCAGGAGGGAGUGGGGCAGCUUGUCUCCACUAAUUUAUGACCAAAACUAGUAACACAACCAUGAUCAUGGUUGGAGAUCAGCCAUGGCCUGGAGCCUCAGUAUAAAGCCUGGGUCCUCAGUCACAUCACCUCAGCUAUUAGAGGUGCAGGGAGGCUGGCCUGAAUCUGCUCAGAGCCUCAUCUGCGGAGCUUGAACGCUGUUCACCAUCAUCUUCUAUUAAGUUGGUCUUGUUUUAACCAAGGGUUGUUGAAGUGUAAUUGCUUUGUUCCUUCAAACAUGCAUUUGGCCUAUGGGAGUCAGUGAAUGUUGUUUCUCUGUUUCUGUCCCUUCUUUUCCUUUUUUUCUUCUUUUUUUUUUUUUUUUUUUGGUUCAUUUGACCCAUUUUGGGAUGAAAUGUGUUGCUUUGUUUCCCCAACUUGAUUACUGUGGACGAAAGAGAACAUUGAGGCAAAAAUGGGUCAUAAAUCCCGUUACUUUGACCAAGUUAUCCAGAGCCCUUUUCUACCUGGGAGUGUUCAUUCUAAUUCAAUGCAAAUAUUCUUUUCCACCUGGUCUAUUCUUGGAGAAGGAACCCGUUAUAAGAGCUGUCUUUGGUGGUUGGGUUGUUACUUUAUUAAGUAUUAAAGCACUAAACCAAUUUUUGCAAUAUGUAGUAAAUCUUGCUUUCAUUUUGGAAAACUUCCAGUAAUGACUACUGCACUUUUUAUAGAAGAACUGUAUUUCAUUUCUUUCUUUUAUGAAAGAUUAUUUCAAGUAAAAAUAGCUCUGUAAUCCGUGUGACACGGCUUCUCCAUUACUUGACACAGAGAGAAGCUUUCAU